Messenger RNA from Hirsutella rhossiliensis, 1848 nucleotides. RefSeq lists its product as uncharacterized. NCBI's taxonomy places the organism in Eukaryota, Fungi, Ascomycota, Sordariomycetes, Hypocreales, Ophiocordycipitaceae. Gene Ontology annotation, molecular function: ATP binding; protein kinase activity. Bases 1 to 1848 code for a protein of 615 amino acids. The transcript has a single exon. The record is from RefSeq and is a predicted model, not a curated record. Gene Ontology annotation, biological process: protein phosphorylation.
AUGUCCUUCCAAGAACAGUUUCGAAUCGAAGACACGAAUGCCGCCAGGGAUUCCCACACGAUUCAGAGCACGGUCAAGGAUCUGCUCAGUGAUUUCGACGGGCACAUCUACGUUGAUAUUGAAGGACUCGCUGCGACUUUCCUCGAGGCUCGGCCUUGGUCAGGCCCUGCAAUUGCAGUAGCUAGGGAAAUUACCGGGCCACACGGACCGGCAAUCGGAUCAUGCGAGGCUUUUGCUGCCUGGCUCGAGCAUUUACAGACUGUCACUCGACCUUACAAUGUGCCAGAAGAAACAGCCACUCACUUCACGUGGCUCGAAACGACGUCACCGAACUCAUCCCUCAUCCUCUCAAAUUGUGUUCAUGGGAAGGAUGGCUCCAGAUGGUCGAAUGUCCUUGCACUUGGCGAGAUGAGCAUCGACGGGCCCUAUAGGACGAGGUUUCACAAUCUGUGUAUUCACGCCAACGAAGUGUUCACCCAUCAAACUGCCCGCGAGCUCCUUCAUGGUUUCUAUCUUUGUGGAGGCGUGUUGGAAAUAUGGGUGUUCGACCGGGCGGGGAUAUACGGAAGUAAGGCCGUGGACGUCAGAAAGACACCUGGCCUACUGACUCAAACUCUUGCCAGCUAUCUACUCAUGGACAGCGCCUCGCUUGGUGUGGGCGAUUUGAUAAAACAUGACCAUGUGGGGAACUAUAUUGAGUGCGAGCUUGACGGUCCGACUGGGGCGAGCCGGCUGUAUCUUGGCGAGCCGACGAUUUUCGAACGAAUCAGCAAGACCAUUGUCGGCGACGGGCUUACUUGCUAUCGCGCCAAGGCACAAGGUUCUGAUUACUGGAAGUACGCAGUCAAGGUCAAAUGGUCUGAGUCUGACGACAAGUCUGAGGCUGGAUUGCUUAAGCUGGCCAUGGAGAAGCGUGUCUGGGGGGUUAUCCGACUUAUUCAACACCGGAUUGUAUGCGGUACGAGCGACUGGCGUUGUGGUUUGAUCCUUGGUGAGCCUCGGAAAUUCUCAUCCUGGGCAGGCGCGGCCAGACAGGACAGUCCUGGAUCGGCCAUUGACCAUACGGUUGAACUUUCGAGGAACGAGGAGGCCCACGCCGGCGAUGCGCCACACGCAACUAUCGAUGACAGGAUCCUUAACUGUGUCGUCAUAACGCCGCUUGGCGAGUCGCUCCAUCACUGCAAGUCAGUUCCCGGGCUUCUUUAUGCGUUACGAGAUGCAAUAAAGGGCCAUCGUUCGCUGUAUCAAGACGGGGGGAUUCUUCACCGGGACAUAUGCCCCGGGAAUAUUAUCAUUCCAUCGCGUGGCGCGGGCUCUCGUGACAGCCAUGAAGCCAAAGGUGUGUUAAUUGACUUGGAUGUUGCAAAGCUGGUAACGGCGCCAUCGAGACAAUUCGAAAGCGUCGGGACACCACAUUUCCAGGCGAUCGGUGUCCUGCAGGCCUACCUACCCGACAACCCUCAUACCUAUUGGCAUGACCUAGAGGCUUUCUUUUACACAUUCCUCUUCCUUGCGAUAUGCAAACGACCAGUUCCUGCGGGUGAGAACCAACUGCAGCUGCCAGCAACAAGCGCACUACAGAUGUGGAUUCAAGGUCGGCCCGUGGACAAGGCAAACCGCAAGACAAAGGACAUGCAUGCCGAAAACUUCCGCGUCAUAAUGGCUGAGUUUACACCCGAUUUCAAGGGACUCUUUGAAUUGGCGGAGAAACUCAGGUGUCCAUUGUUCCCCAUGAGAGACGGGAAGUUGUGGACAGGGACCGAUCAUACGACCCAAGGCACGGCAGCCCUAUACGACGGGAUGAUCGAGGCUUUUGACAUGGCGGCCAAAUUCGCAUGCUCGUUGUGA